UCAAAGAGGAGAAGUGCUAACUGUGGGCGCCUGGCCGGUGCGCACGGCGAGUGGUUCGGGACCAGGACCCCAGGGAGAAGCGUUCUUUGCAGUGACUUGCAAGAUGGACUUGCCCCUAACAGCGAGGGAAAUCCGGAAGCGGUUUAUAGAUUUCUUCCAGAGAAAUGAACACACUUAUGUUCAUUCAUCUGCAACCAUCCCAUUGGAUGAUCCCACUCUGCUCUUUGCCAAUGCAGGCAUGAACCAGUUCAAACCCAUCUUUCUGAACACAAUUGAUCCAACUCACCCUAUGGCAAAGCUGAGCAGAGCUGCUAAUACCCAGAAAUGCAUCCGGGCUGGAGGCAAACACAAUGAUCUAGAUGAUGUGGGCAAGGAUGUCUACCAUCACACCUUCUUCGAGAUGUUGGGCUCCUGGUCUUUUGGAGAUUACUUCAAGGAACUGGCAUGUAAGAUGGCCCUGGAACUUCUCACCCAGGAGUUUGGCAUUCCAGUUGAAAGACUCUAUGUUACUUACUUUGGUGGGGAUGAAGCAGCUGGCUUAGAACCAGAUUUGGAAUGUAAACAGAUCUGGCAAAAUUUGGGGUUGGAUGACACGAAAAUCCUACCUGGCAACAUGAAGGAUAACUUCUGGGAGAUGGGGGACACGGGCCCGUGUGGCCCCUGCAGCGAGAUCCACUAUGACCGCAUUGGCGGUCGGGACGCCGCGCACCUUGUCAACCAGGAUGACCCAAACGUACUAGAGAUCUGGAAUCUUGUGUUUAUCCAGUAUAACAGGGAAAUGGAUGGUGUUCUAAAACCUCUUCCCAAGAAAAGUAUCGACACAGGGAUGGGCCUGGAGCGACUAGUGUCUGUGUUACAGAACAAGAUGUCCAACUAUGACACUGACCUUUUUGUUCCUUACUUCGAAGCGAUUCAGAAGGGCACAGGUGCCCGGCCAUACACUGGGAAAGUCGGUGCUGAGGACGUUGAUGGGAUUGACAUGGCCUAUAGGGUGCUGGCUGACCAUGCUCGGACCAUCACUGUGGCACUGGCUGAUGGUGGCCGGCCUGACAACACAGGGCGGGGGUACGUGUUACGACGGAUUCUCCGCCGGGCUGUGCGCUACUCCCAUGAGAAACUCAAUGCCAGCAGGGGUUUCUUUGCUACGUUGGUUGAUGUUGUUGUCCAAUCCCUGGGAGAUGCAUUUCCUGAGCUAAAGAAGGACCCAGAUAUGGUGAAAGACAUCAUUAAUGAAGAAGAAGUGCAGUUUCUGAAGACUCUAAGCAGGGGGCGUCGCAUCCUGGACCGAAAAAUCCAGAGCCUGGGAGAUUGCAAGACCAUUCCAGGAGACACUGCUUGGCUCCUGUAUGACACCUAUGGGUUCCCAGUGGAUCUCACAGGACUGAUUGCUGAAGAGAAGGGCCUGGUGGUAGACAUGGAUGGCUUUGAAGAGGAGAGGAAACUGGCUCAGCUAAAGUCCCAGGGCAAAGGAGCAGGUGGGGAAGACCUCAUUAUGCUGGACAUUUAUGCUAUUGAAGAGCUCCGGGCAAAGGGUUUGGAAGCCACAGAUGAUUCACCGAAGUAUAAUUACCAUUCAGACUCCAGUGGCAGCUAUGCAUUUGAGAGCACAGUGGCUACAGUGCUGGCUCUGUGCAGGGAGAAGAUGUUUGUGGAAGAGGUGUCCACCGGCCAGGAGUGUGGAGUGGUACUGGACAAGACUUGUUUCUAUGCUGAGCAGGGAGGGCAGAUCUACGACGAAGGCUACCUCGUGAAGGUCGAUGACAGCAGUGACGAUAAAACUGAAUUUACAGUGAAGAAUGCGCAGGUGCGAGGAGGGUAUGUGCUGCACAUAGGAACAAUCUAUGGCAGCCUGAAGGUGGGGGAUCAAGUCCGGCUGUUCCUUGAUGAGCCCCGGCGGAGACCUGUGAUGAGCAACCACACAGCUACCCACAUUCUGAACUUCGCCCUGCGCUCGGUGCUUGGUGAGGCUGAUCAGAAAGGCUCACUGGUUGCUCCUGACCGCCUCCGCUUUGACUUCACUGCCAAGGGAGCUAUGUCUACUCAACAGAUCAAGAAGGCCGAAGAGAUUGCUAACGAGAUGAUUGAGGCAGCCAAGCCCGUCUAUACCCAGGAUUGUCCCCUGGCAGCAGCAAAAGCCAUCCAGGGCCUGCGGGCGGUGUUUGAUGAGACUUAUCCUGACCCUGUGCGAGUCGUCUCCAUUGGGGUCCCGGUGUCCGACCUGUUGGAUGACCCCUCUGGGCCUGCUGGCUCUCUCACUUCAGUUGAAUUCUGUGGGGGAACGCAUCUGCAGAACUCAAGUCAUGCAGGAGCCUUUGUGAUUGUGACUGAAGAAGCUAUUGCCAAGGGUAUUCGGAGGAUUGUUGCUGUUACAGGUGCUGAAGCCCAGAAGGCCCUCAGGAAGGCGGACAGCUUGAAGAAAUCUCUGUGUGUCAUGGAGGCCAAAGUGAAGGCCCAGACCGCCCCAAAUAAGGAUGUUCAGAGGGAGAUCGCUGAUCUUGGUGAGGCCCUGGCCACCGCUGUCAUCCCCCAGUGGCAGAAGGACGAACUGAGGGAGACUCUGAAAUCUCUGAAGAAGGUCAUGGAUGACCUUGACCGGGCCAGCAAAGCUGAUGUCCAGAAGCGAGUGUUGGAGAAGACAAAGCAGCUCAUUGACAGUAACCCCAACCAGCCCCUGGUCAUUCUGGAGAUGGAGAGCGGCGCCUCAGCCAAGGCUCUGAAUGAAGCCUUGAAGCUGUUCAAGACACACUCCCCUCAGACAUCGGCCAUGCUCUUCACCGUGGACAAUGAGGCUGGCAAGAUAACAUGCCUGUGUCAAGUUCCCCAGAACGCAGCCAACCGGGGCCUGAAAGCCAGUGAGUGGGUGCAACAAGUGUCAGGCCUGAUGGAUGGCAAAGGUGGUGGCAAGGAUGUGUCUGCCCAGGCCACGGGCAAAAAUGUGGGCUGCCUGCAGGAGGCCCUGCAGCUGGCCACCUCCUUUGCUCAGCUCCGCCUAGGAGAUGUCAAGAACUGAGCCAGAGGGACAGCCCUCACUGGAAGUGUCUGUCAGCCAGAUGCAUCAGUCUAGCCAGAAGCUUUCCAUCUGCCACAAGGACAGUUGACUUUUGGGACCUCUAAGUAGCCCCGUCCGUCCUAACCUAGAAGUAACUGGAACACACCUGGAUCCACUCUAUGACUCAUUGUCCCUUUGUAUUUACUGCUCUGAGCUUUUCACAUCAGCACCAUCAGUCUACAACCACUACCCGAGAAUCGCUAUUUAAUUAUCCUCAUGCUCUCCUGCAGCAAGUUUUCUCCUCACCUUCAGGAUUCUGGGUCUGCAAUAGGAAACCUUUUUAAUUGCAGAGAAUAAAAGGACCAUGUGCAAUACCUU
Molecule: messenger RNA, 3367 nt
Organism: Dipodomys ordii (Ord's kangaroo rat)
Lineage: Eukaryota; Metazoa; Chordata; Mammalia; Rodentia; Heteromyidae
Gene: Aars1
Product: alanyl-tRNA synthetase
Exons: 21
Coding region: 104-3010 (968 amino acids)
Biological process (GO): alanyl-tRNA aminoacylation; tRNA modification
Cellular component (GO): cytoplasm; mitochondrion
Molecular function (GO): amino acid binding; ATP binding; nucleic acid binding
Source: RefSeq, a predicted model, not a curated record